This is a messenger RNA of Anarrhichthys ocellatus (wolf-eel), 1009 nucleotides long. RefSeq names its product 5'-3' exoribonuclease 1-like. Gene Ontology annotation, molecular function: 5'-3' RNA exonuclease activity; RNA binding. The transcript has 7 exons. Gene Ontology annotation, cellular component: nucleus. Gene Ontology annotation, biological process: rRNA catabolic process; nuclear-transcribed mRNA catabolic process. The annotation marks the transcript as partial. The record is from RefSeq and is a predicted model, not a curated record. Lineage: Eukaryota; Metazoa; Chordata; Actinopteri; Perciformes; Anarhichadidae.
UGUGUGUGUGUGUGUGUGUGUGUGUGUGUGUGUGUGUAUAUAGGAUUCUACCUCAUUGGGAAGAGUGAUUGGAGAAGGAAAGGGAGGAGUAGGCGACGAGGAUGAAGAGGAGGAGGAUAUGUUUGAAACGGAGUUCAGACAAUACAAGCGCACCUACUAUAUGAGCAAGAUGGAGGUGGAUGUGGUGUCUGAUGAGUUUCUAGCCAAGCAGGCCAAGUGUUACGUGGAAGGGAUCCAGUGGAUUCUCCACUACUACUACCACGGGGUUCAGUCCUGGAGCUGGUACUACCCCUACCACUACGCCCCCUUCCUGUCGGACAUCAAGAACAUAUCAGGGUUAAAGUUGACAUUUGACAUUGAGAAACCCUUCAUGCCCUUCCAGCAGCUGUUGGCCGUCCUGCCUGCUGCCAGCAAGGAGCUGCUGCCUGAGAGUUACAGGCACCUGAUGACCAGUGAAAACUCCCCCAUCAUUGAGUACUACCCAAUUGACUUUAAAACAGACCUCAAUGGCAAGCUGCAGGAAUGGGAGGCUGUGGUUCUUAUUCCGUUCAUAGAUGAGAGGUGCCUACUAGCAGCCAUGGAUCCCUUUAAUGACAAGAUGACUAAAGAAGAGAAGGCCAGGAACCGUCACAUAGAAUGUGCAGUCUACUCGUACGACCCGGAAAAAGACUGCUCGUACGUCUCCAACCUGCCUGAGCUGUUCCCCGACAUCGUCCACUGCCACGUCAGGAAAACAGACAUCCCUAUGGACGCCUGGCAUGUACGGCUGGACCACGUCAGCAGACGCUUCGACCGCUCGGCUCUGUACUUCUGUGGCUUCCCCACACUGCAGCACAUCAAACACAAGUUUCACAAGAAGAAGAGUGGGGUGGUCGUGUUCCAGCAGAGCAGCAGAGGGGAGAACAUGAUGCUGGAUAUCCUCCCCAGCCGAGAAGAGCCGGUGAGCUUUUGUCUGAUUUUACAGUUGUUUUUUUUUGCAGAUGGGACGUUUUACAAACUAUCGUCAGAG